AUGGAGAAGAAUAGAAGACAGCGGCUGCGUAACAAGCGUGUUUUAGGCUUUUUGGGCCAUUGGACAAGAAUUACCGAGCCUGUGGGGGUUAGGCUAGCAUAUAAACCCCCUAUCUAUGAUAUUAAUGCUCCAUAUUUGUAUAUCUCAUUGAUGGCUUUAUACGUUGUUCUUGCUGGCUUCUCAUUGGGACUACAAGGGAAGUUUAUCCCAGAAGCACUGAACUGGUUCUUCAUGAAGGGAAUAGUGGGUUGUUUUUUACAGGUUUCACUUCUAAAAAUGUCAUUAUUUUCACUGGAUGGUGCAGAAGCACCUCUGCUAGACAUUGUAGCUUACGCUGGGUACGCCUUCACUGGAUUGUGCCUUGCGGUCCUCGGUAGAAUCAUUGUGUCGUACUCUUACUAUAUUCUAAUGCCGUGGACUUGCCUAUGCAUGAGAAUCUUUUUGGUGAAAACUAUGAAACGUGUUCCUUUUUCGGAGGUUAGAAGUUUUGAUUCCAGCAGGCACCAAUACCAUUACUUGCUGCUGUUUAUCGCUUUAGCACAAUUUCCUCUCUUCAUUUGGCUCGGAAAUAUCACCCUCAAUUGGCUCUUUUAGAAAGUGUAGUAAAACUGUAUUUGUUUCGGAAUUUUAUGGAUUUUGAUGUUAUGCCAGCUUUCAAUUUUCAGAUAUGUGAUAUUUUUUUUUGCUU
Helianthus annuus (common sunflower) is the source of this 688-nucleotide messenger RNA. Its product is annotated as protein YIF1A. The record is from RefSeq and is a predicted model, not a curated record. Gene Ontology annotation, biological process: endoplasmic reticulum to Golgi vesicle-mediated transport. The coding region runs from base 1 to 594 and encodes 197 amino acids. Gene Ontology annotation, cellular component: COPII-coated ER to Golgi transport vesicle; Golgi membrane; endoplasmic reticulum-Golgi intermediate compartment. The transcript is spliced from 4 exons. NCBI's taxonomy places the organism in Eukaryota, Viridiplantae, Streptophyta, Magnoliopsida, Asterales, Asteraceae.